AGGCCCCGCCUCUAGGUCGAUCUGUUUUCCCCGCCCCGGCACCCGUGGAGACCGCAAAGGCGGCGGCGGUGCACGAAACUUGACGCGAUGGGGCUUCCAGAGGAGCGUGGCCGGAGCAGCAGCGGGAGCAGGGGCCAGGAGGAAGCUGGAGCCGGAGGCCGGGCGCGGAGUUGGUCUCCGCCGCCUGAGGUCAGCCGCUCCGCGCACGUCCCCUCGCUGCAGCGCUACCGCGAGCUGCACCGGCGCUCUGUGGAGGAGCCGAGGGAGUUUUGGGGAGACAUUACCAAGGAAUUUUACUGGAAGACUCCAUGCCCUGGCCCAUUCCUCCAGUACAACUUUGACGUGACUAAAGGGAAAAUCUUCAUUGAGUGGAUGAAAGGAGCAACUACCAAUGUCUGCUACAAUGUACUGGAUCGAAAUGUCUAUGAGAAAAAACUUGGAGAUAAAGUUGCUUUUUACUGGGAGGGCAAUGAACCAGGGGAGACCACCCAGAUCACAUACCAUGAGCUUCUGGUCCAAGUGUGUCAGUUCAGCAAUGUUCUCCGAAAACAGGGCAUUCAGAAAGGUGACCGAGUGGCCAUUUACAUGCCUAUGAUCCCAGAACUUGUGGUGGCCAUGCUGGCGUGUGCCCGCCUUGGGGCUUUGCACUCCAUUGUGUUUGCAGGCUUCUCUGCAGAGUCUCUAUGUGAAAGGAUCCUGGAUUCUGGUUGCAGCCUUCUCAUCACUACAGAUGCUUUCUACAGGGGGGAAAAACUUGUGAACCUGAAGGAGCUGGCUGACGAAGCCCUGGAGAAGUGUCAGGAGAAGGGUUUCCCAGUGAGAUGCUGCAUUGUGGUCAAGCACCUGGGGCGGGCAGAGCUGGGCAUGGGUGACUCCCCCAGCCAGUCUCCCCCAAUUAAGAGGCCAUGCCCAGAUGUACAGGGUAAGCUGAAAGAGAAAUCCAAGCGUGUCUGGCCCCAGAUCCCAUGGAACCAAGGGGUUGACUUGUGGUGGCAUGAACUCAUGCAAGAGGCAGGGGAUGAGUGUGAGCCUGAGUGGUGUGAUGCUGAGGACCCACUCUUCAUCCUGUACACUAGUGGCUCCACAGGCAAACCCAAGGGUGUGGUUCACACAGCUGGGGGCUACAUGCUCUAUGUGGCCACGACCUUCAAGUAUGUGUUUGACUUCCACGCAGAGGAUGUGUUCUGGUGCACAGCAGACAUUGGCUGGAUCACUGGCCAUUCCUACGUCACCUAUGGGCCACUGGCCAAUGGUGCCACCAGUGUUUUGUUUGAGGGGAUCCCCACAUACCCAGAUGUGAGCCGCCUAUGGAGCAUUGUGGACAAAUACAAGGUGACCAAGUUCUACACAGCACCCACAGCCAUCCGUCUGCUCAUGAAGUAUGGAGAUGAGCCUGUCACCAAGCAUAGCCGGGCAUCUUUGCAGGUACUAGGCACAGUGGGUGAACCCAUCAACCCAGAGGCCUGGCUGUGGUACCACCAGGUGGUAGGUGCCCAGCGCUGCCCCAUCGUGGAUACCUUCUGGCAAACAGAGACAGGUGGCCACAUGCUGACUCCCCUCCCUGGUGCCACACCCAUGAAGCCCGGUUCUGCUACCUUCCCGUUCUUUGGUGUAGCUCCUGCAAUCCUGAAUGAGUCUGGGGAGGAGUUGGAAGGUGAAGCUGAAGGUUAUCUGGUGUUCAAGCAGCCCUGGCCAGGGAUCAUGCGCACAGUCUAUGGGAACCAUGAACGCUUUGAGACCACCUACUUUAAGAAGUUCCCUGGGUACUAUGUUACGGGAGAUGGCUGCCGGCGGGACCAGGAUGGCUAUUACUGGAUCACUGGCAGGAUUGAUGACAUGCUCAAUGUAUCUGGACAUCUGCUGAGUACAGCGGAGGUGGAGUCAGCACUUGUGGAACAUGAGGCUGUUGCAGAGGCAGCUGUGGUGGGCCACCCUCAUCCUGUGAAGGGUGAAUGCCUCUACUGCUUUGUUACCCUGUGUGAUGGCCACACCUUCAGCUCUACCCUCACCGAGGAGCUCAAAAAGCAGAAUCUCACUGUUACCCUCAUUCUAAAGAUGAAGAAACUGAGACUCAAAGGAGUUAAAUCACUUACCCGUGGCCAUACCACUAGAAAGUUGGGAUUUAAACUAGCAGUUAGAGAAAAGAUUGGCCCCAUUGCCACACCGGACUACAUCCAGAAUGCACCCGGCUUGCCUAAAACCCGCUCAGGAAAAAUCAUGAGGCGAGUGCUUCGGAAGAUUGCUCAGAAUGACCAUGACCUAGGGGACACAUCUACUGUGGCAGACCCAUCUGUCAUCAAUCACCUCUUCAGCCACCGCUGCCUGACCACACAGUGAAUAAGAUCCUGUCCUUUACCGAGGAUUCCCCCUGCUUGGCUCUCCAAAGUUUUGCCUAUCCUCUUUCCCCUGCCCCAGAAGUGCUGAAGGCCAGGGCUGACCCACACUACACCUCCCUUGACCAGCUCUCUGGGACUGGAAACCAGCUUUGUCCCUAUAUGGAGACAACUUUCUUCGACUGACAGUCAGAAGGGACAGGGCCCAGGUCAGCCUCAGACUGCUAUGUCCCCAGACUGCAGAGUUCUCACAGCCCAGAACAGGGAUGUAAAGGCUACCUCUCCAAACCAAGUUAAGUGUCCAGAGGGUAUGUGAGGGCCCAGACUGAAGCAGGGAGACAGCUGUGUAAUCUUGUCAGCUCUCUCAGGAAGCACCAGUACUUAUACUGGGCAUGCACUUGCUCUUAGACACAAUGGUUUGUGAGUUCAGGAACAAUUUAUUAUUUUUAAAAUAUUUUGCUGCUUCUGUUCAGGGCCUGAAUUCCCUUUUGUGCCAGACGACAGUACUGUCUGCCAGGAGCUGUAUGGACAGGUUCAGUCUCCAGACGGUUUUCAGAUCAUCUUUUUCUUUGAAGGAGUAGAUACGUUUUUUCCUAGAGCCAGCGGAGCUUGUGUUCCUUGUACUGUUCCUACCCUCCCCUGAACAGAGCCCUGCCCAUGAGACACUCUCAGAUGAAACUCUUUUCUUGCCCUAGUCAUGCUCAAGCCCUGUGGUUGUAGGAAUAAAGUCUGUGACCUCAA
Molecule: messenger RNA, 3074 nt
Organism: Lemur catta (Ring-tailed lemur)
Lineage: Eukaryota; Metazoa; Chordata; Mammalia; Primates; Lemuridae
Gene: ACSS2
Product: acyl-CoA synthetase short chain family member 2
Exons: 20
Coding region: 88-2337 (749 amino acids)
Biological process (GO): acetyl-CoA biosynthetic process
Cellular component (GO): cytoplasm
Molecular function (GO): acetyl-CoA synthetase activity
Source: RefSeq, a predicted model, not a curated record